AUGUCUCCUUCCUCUCCCCCUAUCUUUUCUCCCAUUCAGUCACCCUCUCCUCAUUUCCUCUCCUAUCAUCUUCCACUCUCUCCCAUUCCUUAUUCUUCACCCUCUAUCAUCUCCCCGAACCCUCGUUCGUUCUCACAUUCUAUCACCCUCUCUCCUUCACCCUUCAUCCCUCUUUCGUUGUCUCCCUCUCCUACUCUCUACCCUUCCACAACUUUCUACCCCUCCCUAUCUACCUUUCCUUCAUUUAUAUCAGCCUCGCUUUCUCACUUUUCAUUCUCUUUCCUCUACUCUUUCUCUAUCUCUCUCAUCUUCUUUACUCUCUCCUACUUAAUUCCUUUCCCCCGCUAUUCUCUCCCCUACGUCAUCCCUACUUUCUGGUACACUCUCUCUUUUAACAUCUGUCUAACUCUCACCAUCUCUAUCUCACCCGCUCUACAUCUCUUUCUUACUCUCUCUCUCUCUCUCUCACUUUUCAUUCUCUCUCUCAUUUUCUCCCCUCUUAUCUCAUCUUCUUUUCCUCUAUUCCAUCUCUCUGAUAUCCUUCAACAAAUUCUAUUGAUUCCUUUCUCAACAAGCAGAGAAUUGGAAAGCAGCAGCAGAUCACUGAACUCUUUACGUCACACACCUUUCAAUUACAUCAUGAUAUCUCUUCAGGGCGUGGGCGGUCACAACUUUCUUAUCUCUUAUCUGCUCAUAUCUAUCUACAUCUGUAAAUUUAUCUAUCUCUCGCAGUUUGCCCAUAUCUAUCUAUCUAUCUAUCUAUCUAUCUAUCUCUGUUCGUAUCUAUCUAUUUCAGUCACUGUUCAUAUCUAUCUAUUUAUCUAUCUAUCUCAUCAGUCUUUCCUUCAAUCUAUCGAUCGAUCUAUCUCAGUAUGCAUAUCUAUAUCAGUCUGUUCAUAUCUAUCUAUUUCUAUAGAUUUAUCUAUCUGUCGCAGUUUGUCCAUAACUGUCUGCAUAUCUAUCUAUCACAUCUCACUCUUCUCUUCAUACCUAUCUAUCUAUCUAUCUAUCUAUCUAUCUAUCUAUCUGUUUCUCUGUUUAUAUCUAUUUAUCUCAGUCUCUUCAAAUGUAUCUAUCUAUCUCAGUCUGUUUAUCAUUAUCUAUCUAUAUAUUUCAUUCUCUUCAUAUCUAUCCUUUUAUUUUAGUCUCUGUUUAUUAUCUAUCUAUCUAUCUAUCUAUCUAUCUAUCUACGGAUAUGAUAAAAAGAUAUACAUAUACGCACAUAUACGGAGCUGUCUAUCGAUCGAUCUAUCUCAUGUCAGUUUAUGUCUAUCUAUCUAUCUAUCUAUCUAUCUAUCUAUCUAUCUAUCUAUGUCUUUUCAUAACUAUCUUUAUAAAUUUACUUCUCUAUCUCAGUUACUCCAUGUCUGUCUGUCUUUCUAUUUAUCUAUCUCUCUCAGUCUGUUCAUAUCUAUCUAUCUAUCUAUCUAUCUCACUUCGUAUGUAUCUAUCUGUCUAUCUCAGUCUCUUCAUAUCUAUCUAUUUAUCAAUUAA
Messenger RNA from Acanthosepion pharaonis, 1494 nucleotides. Lineage: Eukaryota; Metazoa; Mollusca; Cephalopoda; Sepiida; Sepiidae. The record is from the annotation of a GenBank genome assembly.